ACACACACACACACCCCUAUCCCCGUUUUAUGGUACCGCGAUAACAAGUUGCCGGGAGUGAAAAGCGUUGGGUUUGUUUCAUGGCGGUAGUGAGGAGGACGUUGAAAUUGAAAAGCCGCUCCUGACUGCGGCAGGGUCAUAAUAAAGGUAGUUUGAGCACCUCAAUUCGCAAUUCGCAGAAAUAUAAUUGAAAUUAUUAAUAUGAUCAAAUAUGGCAUCCUAUUUGGCACAAGAAAUUCAGCUUGCUAAGCAGCAUGAAAAAAUACUCUCUCGGAGAUUGGUGUUGCUUCAGCAGAUGGAGAGUCAUCUAAGAGACAAAGACGCUGAGCAGGCAUGGCACACGCAAGAAGCUGAUGCAGCUCAUAAAAGAAAUGUAUCACUUUUAAAUGAUAUUGAGGCAGCAGCGAAAAAUCUACAAUCCAGAGAGCACCUGCUUCUCCACCCUGAAAUUGUUAACCUUGAAACUCUUUACUGGGCCAAAGUAGAAGAAUCCAUCCCUAAGUGGGAGCCAUUUUUUUUAGGAAGAACACAAGCCCCAAUUGGUUUUAAAAAAAAAUCACAUCAACAAUUCAGCACAUAAGAUCAGUACCAAGAUAAAUAGGAAACAAAAAUGGAACCAUGUCCAUGGGGGAAUUUAUUCAAGCUUCAGAUUGGUGGAUUGUUAAAUAAUUCUUUUAAAUAUUUGUUGGGUAAGAUACUCAAUUCUAAAUCUGCAUUGAAGAGUUCUUCCCUAAAGGCCUGUUAGCUACAUGGAAGUGACUUUGAUCUCAAAUAUGAACAACACAGUGCAGGAUGUACACUCCACUGUUCAGUUACUCAGUUAAGAUGAGAAAUAAUAUAAUCUGUUACUUGUCCUUCACUUUUGCUAGGGAGAGAUGCCUUUUUCCCAAUAAAAUUAUAGAAAGUACUAACUUGCCUUAUUGUCCCAUAAAAGGAUUUUCUUAAUGACAUGUAUAGAUCAUCGAUAUGUAGCAUAGACUUAAGGACUCAGUAGAAAAUUGGAUGAUGAAGACUCAAAUAGGACCCAUUGAAUUUGCACAUCCUCUAGGUCAGUGGUGUCAAACUCGCAUCGUCACGGCAUCAUCACAUGAUGUUUUGGGACUUUCUUCCCCUUCGCUAAACCGGGCAUGGGCGUGGCCAGUGCGUGACGCAUCCGUCCCACGGGCCACUAGUUUGACAGUCCUGCUCUAGGUUAUUCUGUGUCAGAUUUGGAUGGAAAUACAAAUUCUAUGACCAAAUAUUAGAGUGCUCUCUUAGAAUAUUUCAGGUUGAAUCAAGCUUACAAUUUGAUUUUGUAGGCUUGUUAGACUUAUCCAACUUUGGGUUUGGAAUUAAUUGUUAAUCAUUCAACAACAUGCUCUAAUAUCAGAUUGUGGAGUUAUUUUGUUAAAAUAAAUAUUUAGAGCAAAUGUAUCUUGAAAUACAAGGGACGCGGUGGCUCAGUGGCUAAGACACUGAGCUUGUCGAUCAAAACAUUGGCAGUUCAGCGGUUUGACUCCGUAGUGCCACGUAACGGGGUGAGCUCUUGUUACUUGUCCCAGCUUCUGCCAACCUACCAGUUCGAAAGCACAUAAAAAAUGCAAGUAGAAAAAUAAGGACCACCUUUGAUGAGAAGGUAACAGUGUUCUGUGCACCUUUGGUGUUUAGUCAUGCCGGCCACAUGACCACGGAGACGUCUUUGGACAGCUCUGGCUCUUCAGCUUUGAAACGGAGAUGAGCACCGCCCCCUAGAGUUGGGAACAACUAGCACAUAUGUGCGAGGGGAACCUUUACCUUUAUCUUGAAAUUACUUGCACAAGCCCUUCAUUUUAUACAUUUUCUAUAGCUAAAAGCAAGGGAAUAUACUUAACGAGUUACUAUGUAUUUAUUCUUUCUGAAUUGUGAUGUUAGGGACACAGAUUUCUGGUUGUCAGGUGAGCAUCUUAAAAAUGAUACCUGGUAGGUAGGAAGCAUGGAGGGCCUUAGAGCUAAAAUUUAAGGGAAAUAUAAGAUUCCUUUUUAUUUAGGAUUAGGACCUUCAUCUGUACCAGUAAACACUACCAAUAACAAAACUGAGUAAUUAAGCAGCGCAUUGACACUUUGAAACUUUGGUUUUGAAGAAGACUCCGGAGAAUACCAUAGACAGUCAAGAAAAUAAACCAAUGGAUCAGCAAACAAAGCAAUCCAGAGUUCUCGCUUGAGGCACACAUUACCAGGUUCAUACUAUUCUAAUUUGGGCCUAUUAUGCAACAAUCUAUCUCUUUGGAGAAGGCUCUCAUGCUAGAAAUGGAGGAAGUGAAGAGAAGAAGACAACAACCAGGAGCAAAAUGGUUGGACUCAAUUGCAGUGGUGGUGACUACAUUGUUGGAACACCUAAAAGACCACGUCAAAGACAGAUCGUGGAGAAAAUCUUGUGUUGCUGCUAAGAGUUGCAAAUGACUUGCUGGCACAUAAUCGGUAAUUCCUAUGCUUUUAUCAUUAGUAGUAACGUGAGCAUCACAUCACCAGUCACUAUAAUUGGAGCCAAAUACCAGACUUUGAGAAGAUUUCCAAGAAAUAAAUACCUUUGAACAUCUA
Molecule: messenger RNA, 2556 nt
Organism: Pantherophis guttatus
Lineage: Eukaryota; Metazoa; Chordata; Lepidosauria; Squamata; Colubridae
Gene: CEP15
Product: centrosomal protein 15
Source: RefSeq, a predicted model, not a curated record